Molecule: messenger RNA, 1155 nt
Organism: Dryobates pubescens (Downy woodpecker)
Lineage: Eukaryota; Metazoa; Chordata; Aves; Piciformes; Picidae
Product: ficolin-1
Exons: 10
Coding region: 44-1015 (323 amino acids)
Source: RefSeq, a predicted model, not a curated record
UGGAUGAGAGGAGCUGUGCAGAGAGUGGAGAGCACUGCUGGCCAUGGAGAGGUCAGCCCCAACCCUCCUGGCAUUGCUCAGCCUGACAGCAACUACUUGUGAUGCCCAGGACAGCUGUCCAGAAGUGAGAAUAGUGGGACUGGGUGAUGCUGAAAAGCUUGCCCUUCUCCAAGGAUGCCCAGGAAUCCCAGGUGCUUCUGGCUCAAAAGGAGAACCAGGUGUCCCAGGAACAAAAGGUGAAAUGGGAGCCCUGGGCCUCCCUGGGAAAGCAGGACCACCUGGUGCAAAAGGAGCAGUUGGAGAGCCUGGCUUCCCAGGACCAAAAGGAACAAAAGGAGAGCCUGGAUCUCCAGAAACAUGGGAAGCCAGGAACUGCCUAGACCUCUUGGGUAAAGGGAAGAUCCUGAGUGGCUGGUACACCAUCUACCCCCAGGGCUGCAAUGCCACCACUGUCUUCUGCGACAUGGACACAGAUGGUGGAGGAUGGAUUGUGAUAUUUGUUGUGUUCCAGAGGCGCUGGGACGGGUCUGUGAACUUCUUGCGAGGCUGGGAUUCAUACAGAAGAGGCUUUGGCAGCCAGCUGACGGAGUUCUGGCUGGGCAACGACAACAUCCACUUCCUCACCUCACUGGAACCCUGUGAACUCCGUGUUGACCUGAGGGACUUUGAGAACAAUUACUACUUUGCCAAGUAUGCCUCCUUUAGAGUGUUGGGAGAGUCUGAGAAGUACAAACUGGUUCUAGGAGACUUCCUUGGUGGAAAUGCUGGAGACUCCUUCUCGUACCACAAGGACAUGCCAUUCUCAACCACAGACCAGGACAACGACUUGAGCUCCCUGAACUGUGCCACAGAAUACAAGGGAGCCUGGUGGUACAAUGACUGCCACUACUCCAACCUGAAUGGGAUGUACUGGCUGGGCACCCACAGUAGCUACGCUGAUGGCAUAAACUGGAAGACAGGCAAAGACUACCAUUACUCCCUGCAGAGAGCAGAAAUGAAGUUCAGGCCAGCCUGACACUGCAGGAAGGGCCACUCAACAGCCAAGAGAAGACACAAAAUAAAAUGUCUGAGGAUAAAAGUGGAACAGGAAGGAUAUUAUGGGUUGUAUCUUCAGCCCAAAGCAGACUUUUGCAGUCAAGGAGACAUCGGUGUUGA